AUGCAGGGCCCCGGCGCGCCGCUGCUCCUGAGCGCGGGGGAGCUGGGGGUCGCACAUCAGGGUGCCGCCGCCUGGUACCGUCAAGAGGGCGGCCGCACCAGUUCCCCAGCCCCAUGGCCCUGGGCGUGCCACUCCGAGUUCCCGCCUGCCGACCCGCUGCCUUGGCCGGGGCCCGCCUCUGCCUGUCCCGAGGGGGUUCGCGCAGGAGGUAAACGCCGGGCCCGCAGCCUAGCCUCUGCCCGCCGCCUAGGCCACGCCUUCGAGUCUCAGGCCCAAGGCACCCACGCCCAGAACGCCGCGGAUCUCUGCCCCCUGGGGUCCCUGCACACCCCGGCUCCAGAUUAUGGCCAGUCGCCGGACGGUUCCCUUGUCCUCUGGCGAGGAUUCUCCAAGUCAUCUCACCACAUGGGCCGGCUCAGAAACGCCAGAAUCCACGUGGAGAGAGCUGUCAAGCAGAAAAAGAUCUUUAUGAUCCAAGGGCGCUACCCAGUGAUACGGUGCCUCUUGCGCCGGAGAGGCUGGGUGGAGAAGAAGAUGGUCCAUCACUCGGGCACCGUUCUGCCACCACCCCAGAAGGAUCUGGAUAGCUCGGUAAUCGGUGACAGUGACGCCACUGAGGAUGAGGAUGAAGAAGAGGACGAGGCAUUCCGGCCACCGCAGCUGUUUGACUUUGAUGAUUUCCUGGAAUUUGAUGACCUAGAUGGGACACAUGCUCUGAUGUCCCGCAUGGUUCGGAAUGAGGUUCCCUAUUUCAUCUGGACCACUCGGCGGGAUGUGCUCGACUGUCGCUUCCUCUCCAAGGAUCAAAUGAUAAACCACUAUGCCCGGGCUGGCUCCUUUACCACAAAGGUGGGUCUAUGUCUCAAUCUCCGGAAUUUGCCGUGGUUUGAUGAGGCUGAUGCUGACUCCUUCUUUCCACGCUGCUACCGCCUGGGGGCUGAGGAUGACAAAAAGGCCUUCAUAGAGGACUUCUGGCUGACAGCUGCCCGCAACGUUCUCAAGCUGGUGGUAAAGUCCGAAUGGAAGUCAUACUCUAUCCAGGCAGAAGAGGAAGAGGCCCCAGGAGACAAGCAGCCCAAGAAACAGGAGAAAAAGCCAGUGAUGGUGUCCCCAGAGUUUGUGGACGAGGCUCUGUGUGCCUGUGAAGAGCACCUUAGCAACCUGGCUCACAUGGACAUCGACAAGGACCUGGGGGCGCCGCUGUACCUCAGCCCUGAGGGCUGGUCCAUCUUCCUCCAGCGCUACUACCAAGUGGUUCACGAGGGGGCAGAACUCAGGCACCUUGACGCUCAGGUCCAGCGCUGUGAGGACAUCCUGCAGCGGCUGCGGGCUGUGGUGCCCCAGAUGGACAUGGAAGGAGAUCGCAACAUCUGGAUCGUGAAGCCGGGAGCCAAGUCCCGAGGACGAGGCAUCAUGUGUAUGGACCACCUGGAGGAGAUGCUGAAGCUGGUAGAUGGCAAUCCCAUGAUGAUGAAGGAUGGCAAGUGGGUGGUACAGAAGUAUAUUGAACGGCCUCUGCUCAUCUUUGGCACCAAAUUUGACCUGAGACAGUGGUUCCUGGUGACCGACUGGAACCCACUUACCGUGUGGUUCUAUCGUGACAGCUACAUCCGCUUCUCCACACAGCCCUUCUCUUUGAAGAACCUUGACAACUCAGUGCACCUGUGCAACAACUCCAUUCAGAAGCACCUGGAGAAUUCAUGCCAUCGGCACCCACUCCUGCCCUCGGACAACAUGUGGUCGAGCCAGAAGUUCCAGGCCCACCUGAAGGAGAUGGGGGCGCCAGACGCUUGGUCCACCGUCAUUGUGCCCGGCAUGAAGGCUGCUGUGAUCCAUGCCCUACAGACCUCCCAGGACACCGUGCAGUGUCGGAAGGCCAGCUUCGAGCUCUACGGUGCUGACUUUGUGUUUGGUGAGGACUUCCAGCCCUGGCUGAUCGAGAUCAAUGCCAGCCCCACCAUGGCCCCCUCCACUGCUGUCACCGCCCGGCUGUGUGCAGGUGUGCAAGCUGACACCCUGCGUGUGGUCAUCGACUGGCGGCUAGACCGCAACUGUGACACAGGAGCCUUUGAGCUCAUCUACAAGCAGCCUGCCGUGGAAGUACCCCAGUAUGUGGGUAUCCGGCUCCUAGUAGAGGGCUACACCAUCAAGAAGCCCCUGGCAAUGUGUCACCGGCGGAUGGGGGUCCGCCCAGCACUCCCUCACCUGCUGACCCAGAGAGGCUCUGGGGAAGGCAAGGACUCGGGGACCCUUACCCACAAGUCAGCUCCUAGGAAAGUUGCUGGGGCCAGGAGCCUGGGGCACACUGAGAAGCCAACCUUCACUGCCACCACCUCGGCCCCCGGAAAGGGGAAGAAAGGCAAGGCGAAAAGUGCCACAGCCGUGGUCUACCCCAACCUCCGGAAGUGGGAGCCCCCCAGCACCAGGAUGGGCUGCAUUUUCACCAUGACCUUUGCUAGUGGGGACAGGCAACCCCACCCCUUGAACAGAUUGCCAUUGAGUCCGAAGAACCCCCAGGCCCUGGCCCCUUCCCACUUCCCCAGCGUCCACACCAAGGCCCGGCUGCCUUCUCCCCAUGUUCUCCGAUCCCAGGGGCGGGUCCUCAGACUGCAACACAGCAAGCUGGUGGGCUCUCAGGCCCUGUCGACCACAGGCAAGGCCUUGAUGACUCUACCUACUGCCAAGGUUUUGAUUUCCUUUCCACCUAACUCUGAACUCAAGCUGGCAUCCAGCGUCCUGAAACCAAGAAAGGCUGUUGCUUCCCAGCGCCUUCGUGGUCCCCAUCCUGGAAGUACCUUGUGGCCUCUACCUUUCGAAGUUGGAAAUCUUCCUAGCACCCACAGGAAGAUCAAAGCCAAAGGCAAGUUCAAGACCAGACUCUGUGACAAACCCAAGGCUGAGGCAUGCCUCAUGAAAACACUGAGCCUUCCAGGACCCCUGCCCUUUAUCAAAGCAUACCAGGAACUAGGGGGCAUGGGGGACGUGAGGCCAGAGAAGCCCUUGCUUUGGUCCUCACUGCCCCUGUCCUGGAUGCAGCGCCAAAUAAAAAGGAGCAAGUGAAGUUUCCUGGGCUUGGCUCCGUUUCUGUUGGAUGGUGAAGAGAGAGUAGGCUGAGGCCCUGUGCCCCAACAUCCAGAGUGAGAGCUAGAGGCUGUCAGACACCCUUCCACAAAGCAAAGGGCCAGAAUUCCACCCCAUAGCGACAGGCAUGGGGUUUCCUAUGCAGUGUCUCUCUGACAUCUCUGAUCUUGGAUUGGGGGAUAAGCCUCACUUUGUAGAUGAAGAAACAGGAGUCUGAAGGAGGAGACAUGGCUUGCCCAAGAUCAUGUGGCAUUGAGAAGGCUAGGACGUAUUGCCAGACUGCUCACCACUGGGAGAUCCUCAAGGCCCAAGUCCAGGGGAGAACCUGGCCCAGCAGCAGAGUAACAUCUAACAGGUGUGAGAUUUAUACCACGAGAUGGGGGAAGGAUGGACCUCACCUAAACACCAGCCCUUCUCCAGAGCGAGUUGGUCUGUCCCUUCGUCAGCAAGGGCCCAUGGUCUCCUAGAAAGAAAUAUCUGACCAGCCACACCCAUCUGAAAAAUUUUGGUAUUUCUUAGUUGUAGUAAGUUGAAUGUUAGCCUCCCUUCCCCCAAAAGAUAUAUCUGCCUGGAACCUGUGAAUAAGUUAAUUUGGAAAAAUGGUCUUCAUAGAUGUGAUUAAGUUAAAGAUCUUGAGAUGAGAGUACUCUGGAUUAUCCAGGUGAGCCCUAAAUGCAAUGACAAGUGUCCUUAGAAGACGCAGACAUGAGAAGACCACGUGAAGAUGAGGGCCAACUGAUGAGAUGUGGCCAUAAGUCAAGGCUUGCAGCCACCAGGAGCUGGAAGAGGCAAGGAUUUAUCCCUAGAGACUUCAGAGAGCACAGCCCUGUUGACACCUUCAUCUCAGACUUCUGGCCUCCAGACAGAUCUCUGAAAAAAUCAGUUUCUGUUAUCUUAAGCCACUCAGGUUGUGGUAAUUUUGUUACAGCAGUCCUAGGAAACUAAUACGCUAGUCAAGUGAAGAUACAUACACUCUGCCAGCAUCUCUGAUGUAACUGAACCAGGAAAUGCACACAAACAGCUUCACAUCAGUGUUGUGCUAAGAGCUGAAUGAUGAUGUUAACAGUAGAAUGGAUCAACUGAGAGUCGUGCACUGGAAUUCAAACCCACAGCACACAACACAGAUGCAUUUCACAGUGUGGAACAAGAACAAAUCGCUGAAGAGUAUAUACAUAGGUAGCAUGACUCCAUUUACGGAAACUUUAGAAUUGAGCUAAACAAAAUAUGUUGUUUAGGGAUGUAUAUUUGGUGGAAAAACUUAAGACAAACAAGGAAAGCUCCCAUGUCAGGGGAGGGGCUUCCAACCUAGACUGAACAGUAGAACCCCUUCGGGAGCUUCAAAACAGAUUGAUGCCAGGAUCUCACUGAUUAAAUUGGUAUCUUUAGGGUGCAGAAUCCCAGGGAAGGAAGGGACUUUUUAGAAGUUUCACUGAGGGGGUUCUAAUGUGUGGCCAGGGUUGAGAACUGCUACCCUAACAGGGAAGGAGAGGUAUGUUUCUAUUUCGUGCCAAGUGGUGCUUAUAUGGGAGUCGCCUUAUAAUUAUUCUUUAAAUCACAGAGCUAUUUAUGUACUCUGCAUAUGUUUGAUAUAUUUCACAAUUUUUUCACGUAAAAGGUCUAAGAUCUUGACUUAUAUGAAGUCCCUGGAGUAAUCAGAUUCAUAGACACAGAGGAGAAUGGGGCUACUGGGAGGUGAGAGGAUGGGGUGUCAGUGUUUAAUGGGGCAGAGUUUCAGUUCUGCAGGCUGAUGGGAUGUGACGGUUGCACUACAGUGUGAACAUACUUAAUGCCACUGAACUGCUCACUUAAAAAUGGUUAAGAUGGCUGGGGCACCUGGGUGGGUCAGUGGGUUAA
Molecule: messenger RNA, 4935 nt
Organism: Neogale vison (American mink)
Lineage: Eukaryota; Metazoa; Chordata; Mammalia; Carnivora; Mustelidae
Gene: TTLL3
Product: tubulin tyrosine ligase like 3
Exons: 14
Coding region: 1-3060 (1019 amino acids)
Biological process (GO): cilium movement; protein modification process; cilium assembly
Cellular component (GO): cilium
Source: RefSeq, a predicted model, not a curated record